AUGGCUCUAUUUAAAUUAAAAUCUGUAUCAACUAUAUUAAUAGAAGAUGAUUAUAAUAAAAAUAUACUCCCAUUGCUUUUAGAGUUGGUUGGAAAUACCAAUAACUGCAUGAAAAUAUUUAGUUAUGAACAACCUCUUCAUAUUUGGCAAAAUAUUUUUAAAGGAAAAUUAGUGCAAUGUUUUAAAGAAUUUCAACCAGAUAAAUGUAUGAAAUCGAAUGAGAAUUUUAUAUGUGUUAUAGAUUCAGUAAAUCAAAUGGCCUUAGAAUUAGGUUGGAAUAUGUGUUUGAAGUAUCUAAGAAAUCUUCAGACAAGUUCAAAUGUAACAAAAACUAUAUUAAUAUUACAUCGAGACUGUCUUUUACCUGGUUCAAAACUACAGGCACACUUAAAUCAUAUUGUGAAUGCUAUUAUAACAUAUGACAAUACAAAUGUUGACAAGGUUUGGAUCCAAGUUAAGAAAAAUGGUAAAUUUUUUAAGAGUGAGGAAAUUGUAUCGUAUGAUAGUAAAACAAGUACAUUGAAGUUGUCUCCUGUCAUAAAAGCUGAUAAGAAAGUUGAAGAAACAGAAAGAAUUUCACCAGGGAAUCUCACCACAUUUAAGAUAGAAACCGAUCAAACACAACAACUCGAGAAACAUAAGCUGAAGCUACCCUAUAUGAGUAAAAUCAAUGAAGGUCAAGGUAAAGUUUACUAUGAGCCAGAUGCUGUAGAUGACUGGGAUGAUGAAGAUCCAGAUGAUGAUUUAGAUAUA
Messenger RNA from Brenthis ino (lesser marbled fritillary), 753 nucleotides. Lineage: Eukaryota; Metazoa; Arthropoda; Insecta; Lepidoptera; Nymphalidae. The record is from the annotation of a GenBank genome assembly.